Molecule: messenger RNA, 804 nt
Organism: Eimeria necatrix
Lineage: Eukaryota; Apicomplexa; Conoidasida; Eucoccidiorida; Eimeriidae
Product: YNR073C-like protein, related
Exons: 9
Coding region: 1-804 (267 amino acids)
Biological process (GO): mannitol metabolic process
Molecular function (GO): oxidoreductase activity, acting on the CH-OH group of donors, NAD or NADP as acceptor
Source: RefSeq, a predicted model, not a curated record
AUGGACUUCGUGUUUGCUGCUGAAGAGCCGCAGCGGCUGCAGGGCCUUUUGGGGGACUUCAAAACGAAAGCACAGCAGCAGCAGCAGCAGCAGCAGCAGCAGCAGCAGCAGCAGCAGCGGCGGCGGCGGCAGCAGCGGCGAAGCGGCAGCAGCGAGGCAGACAUGUGGGUGCCCAAGUCUGCGGUGGGGCUGAUUUACCUGGGCCUCAAACUCCGCAGAAGUUUGGGGGUGAGGCCUUUCACAGUUUUGCCCUGCGACAACAUCCCCAGCAACGGCAAGCUCCUCAAAAAAAUGGUAAUUCAAUUUGCUUCAGAAGUGGAUGUUGAAAUGGCCACCUGGAUCAGCAAAAAUGUCUCCUUCCCCUGCACUAUGGUAGACCGCAUCACCCCAGUCACCAGCAGCGAACACGUGGCCCUUCUCGCAGAGGACUACGGCGUGGGGGACAAGUGGCCGGUGGUGGCCGAGGAGUUCCGGCAGUGGGUGAUAGGGGAGAACUUCUGCAACGAAAGGCCCUUUUUGGAAGCCGUUGGCGCAGUCUUCACCAAAGAAGUCGAACACUUCGAAACCCUCAAACUCAAACUCCUCAACGCCGCCCACAGCGCCCUCGCCUACCCCGCGCUCCUCCUCGGCUACCAGUUCGUCGACGAGGCCCUCAGAGACAUCAGAUGCCAGUUCGUCGACGAGGCCCUCAGAGACAUCAGAUACCAGUUCGUCGACGAGGCCCUCAGAGACAUCAGGCUGUACAGAAGUGACGUCCCUUUUGAUACUGGAGGACGCUUACUCACUGCAUGGAUAACAGCGUGA